AAGAUAGAUGAAGAGAAUGAGGCAAACCUGCUAGCAGUCCUCACAGAGACACUGGACAGUCUCCCUGUGGAUGAAGACGGAUUGCCCUCAUUUGAUGCACUGACAGAUGGAGAUGUGACCACUGAGAAUGAGGCUAGUCCUUCCUCCAUGCCUGACGGCACCCCUCCACCUCAGGAGGCAGAAGAGCCGUCUCUACUUAAGAAGCUCUUACUGGCACCAGCCAACACUCAGCUAAGUUAUAAUGAAUGCAGUGGUCUCAGUACCCAGAACCAUGCGAACCAUAACCACAGGAUCAGAACAAACCCUGCACUUGUUAAGACCGAGAAUUCAUGGAGCAAUAAGGCAAAGAGCAUUUGUCAACAGCAAAAGCCACAAAGACGUCCCUGCUCAGAGCUUCUCAAGUAUCUGACCACAAAUGAUGACCCUCCUCACAGCAAACCCACAGAGAACCGGAACAGCAGCAGAGACAAAUGCACCUCCAAAAAGAAGGCCCACACGCAAUCGCAGUCCCAACAUUUACAAGCCAAACCAACAGCUUUAUCUCUUCCUCUGACCCCAGAGUCACCAAAUGACCCCAAGGGUUCCCCAUUUGAGAACAAGACUAUUGAACGAACCUUAAGUGUGGAACUCUCUGGAACUGCAGGCCUAACGCCACCCACAACUCCUCCUCAUAAAGCCAACCAAGAUAACCCUUUUAGGGCUUCCCCAAAGCUGAAGCCCUCUUGCAAGACUGUGGUACCUCCGCCAUCAAAGAAGGCCCGGUACAGCGAGUCUUCUGGUACCCAAGGCAAUAACUCCACCAAGAAAGGGCCCGAGCAGUCUGAGCUGUACGCACAGCUCAGCAAGACCUCCGUGCUCACCAGUGGACACGAGGAAAGGAAGGCUAAGCGGCCCAGUCUACGGCUGUUUGGUGACCAUGACUAUUGUCAGUCAAUUAAUUCCAAAACCGAAAUACUCAUUAAUCUGUCACAGGAGCUCCACGACUCCAGACAACCAGACGAUAGAGAUGCCUCCUCCGACUGGCAGGGGCAGAUGCGCGCUUCCACAGAUUCAGACCAGUGCUGCCUGAGGGAGACCUCGGAGGUGAGCAGGCGGGUCUCUCCCGGCAGCAUCAGGAAACAGCUCCAAGACCAGGAAAUCCGAGCUGAGCUGAACAAGCACUUCGGUCAUCCCAGUCAAGCUGUUUUUGACGACGAAGCAGACAAGGCCAGUGAACGGAGGGACAGUGGUUUCAGUAACGAACAAUUCUCCAAACUACCUAUGUUUAUAAGUUCAGGACUCGCCAUGGAUGGCCUGUUUGAUGGCAGUGAAGAUGAAAGUGACAAACUGAACUCCCCUGGGGACGGCACGCAGUCCUACUCGUUGUUCAACGUGUCGCCUUCUUGUUCAUCUUUCAACUCUCCGUGUAGAGAUUCCGUGUCGCCACCCACAUCCCUGUUUGCUCAGGGACCCCAAAGGAUGCGCUCUCGUUCAAGGUCCUUUUCUCGACACAGGUCGUGUUCUCGAUCACCAUAUUCCAGGUCACGGUCAAGGUCCCCAGGCAGUAGAUCCUCUUCAAGAUCUUGCUACUACUCUGAGUCAGGCCGCUGCAGACGCCGCGCGCACCGACAUUCUCCCCUGCGCGCAAGAUCACGUUCAAGAUCGCCCUGCGGCCGGCGGCCCAGGUAUGACAGCCACGAGGAAUAUGAGCACGCGAGGCUGAAGAGGGAAGAAUACCGCAGAGAGUAUGAGAAGCGCGAGUCUGAAAGGGCCAAGCAGAGGGAGAGGCAGAGGCAGAAGGCAAUUGAAGAACGCCGUGUGAUUUAUGUUGGUAAAAUCAGACCUGACACAACACGGACAGAACUGAGGGACCGUUUUGAAGUUUUUGGUGAAAUUGAGGAGUGCACAGUAAAUCUGCGGGAUGAUGGAGACAGCUAUGGUUUCAUUACCUACCGUUAUACCUGUGAUGCUUUUGCUGCUCUUGAAAAUGGAUAUACUUUGCGCAGGUCGAAUGAAACUGACUUCGAGCUGUACUUUUGUGGACGCAAGCAAUUUUUCAAGUCUAACUAUGCAGACCUAGAUUCAAACUCAGAUGACUUUGACCCUGCUUCCACCAAGAGCAAGUAUGACUCUCUGGAUUUCGAUAGUUUACUGAAAGAAGCCCAGAGAAGCUUGCGCAGGUAACAUGUUCCCUGGCUGAGGAUGACAGAGGGACGGUGAAUACCUCACGGGACAGCGCGUCCUUCCCUAACAGACUAUCGCAAGUCAUACUUAGGAACUUCUCCUACUUUACACUCUCUGUACAAAAACAAAACAAAACAACAACAAUACAACAAGAACAACAAUGGUUUACAUGAACACAGCUGCUGAAGAGGCAAGAGACAGAAUGGAAAUCCAGUAAGCACAUGUUUAUUCAUGGGUGUCAGCUUUGCUUUCCCUGAGUCUCUUGGUGAUGGAGUGUGUGUGUGUGUGUGUGUGUGCGCGUGCAUGUGUGUGUGUGUGUUUGCCUGGUUUGGGGGAAGAGUGUAUGUACAGGUGGGGACUGGGGGCACCUGACCAGAGGGUGCAAGAGCAAACCACUUCGAACGGCAGCAGUUCCAUGAAGACACACUUAAAACCUAGAACUUCAAAAUGUUCAUAUUCUAUUCGAAAGGAAAAAAAUGCGUACAUCCAAAAGGAAAGAAAACUAACCAACCAACCACAAGCCACCCUAAAAUGACAGCCACUGAUGUCUGGGCAUCAGCCUCCGUACUCUGUUUUUUAAGAAAGUGCAAAAUCAACUUGAAGCAAGCUUUCUCUCAUAACGUAAUGAUUAUAUGACAAUCCUGAAGAAACCGCAGGUUCUGUAGAACUCACAUCCUUUCUUUCUCUCCCCUCUCCCUUUUUUUCUUUCUUUUUUUCCCCUUUUUCCUUUUGCCAUGGAAUCUGGGUGGGAAAGGAUACUUCGGGCACCGAAUGCUCAACUUUCCUAACAUUUUGAAGUUUCUGUACUUCGUCCUUUCUCCUGACACCCAUGUAAAUGUCCGAAAUGUUGAUCUUCCACUGCAAAUUUCAAAAGCCUUGUCAAUGGUCAAGCGUGCAUCUUGUUCAGUGGUUCUUUCUGAGGAGCGAGCGCGGUGUUACAUUACUAAGGAGAGUCGGGUAGAACUCUCUGGGAGGUGUUCAGAUAGUGUAAUUGCUACAUUCUCUGAUGUAGUUAAGUAUUUACAGAUGUUAAAUGGAGUAUUUUUAUUUUGUGUAUAUAUGAUACAAUGAUGUUCUUUUUUUGUUACAGCUAUGCACUGUAAAUGCAGCCUUCUUUUCAAAACUGCUAAAUUUUUCUUAAUCGAGAAUAUUCAAAUGUAAUUAUGAGGUGAAACAAUUAUUGUACACUAACAUAUUUAGAAGCUGAACUUACCGCUUAUAUACAUUUGAUUGUAAAACAAAACAAAACAAAGGACAGUGUGUGUGUCCGUUGAGUGCAACACAACAAAUCGAUGCUUUACGCACAACCAUCCCUUCUUAGGUGAGCUUCGAUCCAAGCAUCUUGUCAAGAAAUCUCCUAACCCCCUAAAGGUAUUAACCACU
This is a messenger RNA of Hippopotamus amphibius kiboko, 3546 nucleotides long. RefSeq names its product PPARG coactivator 1 alpha (gene PPARGC1A). Gene Ontology annotation, cellular component: nucleus. Gene Ontology annotation, biological process: positive regulation of transcription by RNA polymerase II. Lineage: Eukaryota; Metazoa; Chordata; Mammalia; Artiodactyla; Hippopotamidae. The record is from RefSeq and is a predicted model, not a curated record. The transcript is spliced from 11 exons. Gene Ontology annotation, molecular function: RNA binding; transcription factor binding. The coding region runs from base 148 to 2163 and encodes 671 amino acids.